This is a messenger RNA of Cladocopium goreaui, 564 nucleotides long. Lineage: Eukaryota; Dinophyceae; Suessiales; Symbiodiniaceae. The record is from the annotation of a GenBank genome assembly.
AUGAUGGCAGUGGGAUAUGGCGAUAUUUGGGCAAAGAAUACAGAGGAGCGUCUUUUUUGCAUCGUUCUCCAACUUUUUGGAGCCACCGCCUUCGGCUUUAUUUUGUCAUCAGUAACUUCUUUGCUUGAAUCUGCAAAUCCGCGAGCAAAUGAGACGAAUAAGCGUGUCAACGAGAUCAAGGAGUGGUGCGCUGGCCGGCGUAUUCCUCGGCACUUGAGGAUGGCAAUUCGGGAGCACACCCAAUAUGUCCUCCAAAAGAAAUCAAUUUUCAAUGAAGCCGACCUUUUGUCGAACAUGCCUACGAGCAUCAGGAUGGAUAUCAUACAAAAUUCAUAUUCAGAGUGGCUUCGCAUCUUGGAGCGGCCAUUCCACGAUGAGGACUUGGCGCUGAGAAUGGAGCUCGUCCAGCUAAUGACGCCUCAGCAGGUUCGAUGCCCAAGAUCCACUGUUUGGUCAACCACAGGAAGCAUCAGGAAGCAAAGACAAUGUCACCGUAUGUCACUGUAUGUCACCGUAUCACCCCGAAACGUUCCAAGAUGUGGCAGUGAAAAUACAAGGAUGUGA